AUUGUUCUUGUCCAUGUGCUAGAUAUAUUCCAGGAAGCAGGUCUACCCCUCUGGUUACGUCCUUAUGAGGUCUUGGUUACUUCUUCGUAUACUGCCCUUAUAGAAACAAUUCCAGACACGGCUUCUAUUCAUUCUAUCAAAAGUAGAUACCCCAACAUCACUAGCCUACGUGAUUUCUUUGCUGCGAAGUAUAAAGAAAACUCUCCUAGCUUUAAGUUCGCCCAGAGGAAUUUUGUUGAGAGUAUGGCCGGAUACUCUUUGGUCUGUUACCUUCUGCAGGUAAAAGAUCGUCAUAAUGGGAAUCUUCUCUUGGAUGAAGAGGGUCAUAUCAUACACAUUGAUUUCGGGUUUAUGCUUUCGAAUUCUCCUGGUGGUGUAAACUUUGAGAGUGCUCCGUUUAAGUUAACUCGUGAACUUCUUGAGGUCAUGGACUCUGAUGCCGAUGGGGUUCCAAGUGAGUUCUUUGACUAUUUCAAGGUGCUAUGUAUUCAAGGAUUCCUUACAUGUAGAAAGCACGCUGAGCGAAUUAUUCUCUUAGUUGAAAUGUUACAGGACUCGGGUUAUCCUUGCUUCAAAGGUGGUCCAAGAACCAUUCAAAAUCUAAGAAAACGGUUCCAUCUAAGCUUAACCGAAGAGCAAUGUGUCUCGUUGGUGCUAUCUCUCAUCAGCAGUAGCUUAGAUGCAUGGCGAACACGGCAGUAUGAUUACUACCAAAGGGUCUUAAAUGGAAUCUUGUGAUGUUCCAUCAGCGAUUUUUACAGAGGUAACCAACAUAAUAAAGGGCUAACCCUUGGGUUCAAACGGCUAAAAACCAUGCGUUUUGAGGAAACCCUUUUCUCAUAGCUAUACUAGCAAAGCAGAAUCCUCCCAAAAGGCAGAAGAAAGAAAAAAGCCUUUAACCUGAAGAGAAGUAGAUCAGUGUGAGUGGGUGAACAAACCAGUCGCACACUACAGUUUGUGUACAGAGAGAUUUUACUUUUGCAGAGGUUUGAUUGUUUUAUCUUUUACUUUGCUUACUAGAGAGAAAAGAAAAAAGGGCAAAUGCCUCAAUUUUCUUACUCUUCCCAAAACAAAAACCCUUUUAUAGAGAUGACAACUGAUGAUGUGAUAUUAUUGUAUAAAUCAUGUAUUAUCUUUUGUUAAA
Molecule: messenger RNA, 1144 nt
Organism: Brassica napus (rape)
Lineage: Eukaryota; Viridiplantae; Streptophyta; Magnoliopsida; Brassicales; Brassicaceae
Product: phosphatidylinositol 4-kinase beta 1-like
Exons: 8
Biological process (GO): phosphatidylinositol phosphate biosynthetic process; phosphatidylinositol-mediated signaling
Cellular component (GO): cytoplasm; membrane
Molecular function (GO): 1-phosphatidylinositol 4-kinase activity
Source: RefSeq, a predicted model, not a curated record